Molecule: messenger RNA, 612 nt
Organism: Saccharomyces kudriavzevii IFO 1802
Lineage: Eukaryota; Fungi; Ascomycota; Saccharomycetes; Saccharomycetales; Saccharomycetaceae
Product: pyridoxal 5'-phosphate synthase
Exons: 1
Coding region: 1-612 (203 amino acids)
Cellular component (GO): cytoplasm; nucleus
Source: RefSeq, a predicted model, not a curated record
AUGAAACUUAAAGAGCAAAUACCGAAGGAUCUGUUACACUUGAUAAAACGUUCCAAGUACGUUCAUGUAGCGACAUGCUCAUCGAAUUUUAUACCAUCGGUUUCACUAAUGCAUUACAUAUUCGUUUCGGCAUCAGAAAUCUUCGAUAAACAGAAGGGCAGUAUAGACACAGAUCAUAAUGACUACAUUAUAUUUACGGUGUUUGAAGAAUCAGUAACGUUCAGUAAUGUUAUAGGUAAUCCAAAUGUUGCAUUACUGUUCCACGAUUGGAUCACAGCAAAGAAUUUGACUCUUCGAAAGAAAAGUAUACACAGCGAGAAUUGUCCAAUCGUCCAGUCGGAAUCUACAAGGUUGAACGAUUUUCUAGGAGAUUUUAAUCAAAGCGAAUUGAACCAGAUGAGCGCUACUGCUAAUGGCAUUGCCGACAUCGUCGACCCGGAUAGUGAAGAAUCUACUUAUUAUAGGCGGUUGUUAUUAACAGCUAACCCAGAUGCAGAUAUUUUCAUAUUGGGGGAAGAUACGGCCAUAAUAAAAGUUACAAUACAAAAAAUCAAAGUCUCUGAUAUGGAAAAUAAUACAUCUGUUUAUGGUCAAACCGAACAGCCAGUUUAA